GUAAAAACCAUAAAUUGCCGCUGUUGAACCUUUAGUCCAUCGGUUUCUACGCGCUGCACUCAUCAGCUAAUCUGUUCAUAACCUUUUGCAAGUCAGGAAAUAAUAAAAUGAUGUUUGCCGGUGUUAUUGCGGGAUUGCUGGCCGUUGCCGGGUACGGUGCCGCCAAUCCAGUGGCGCUGGGCACCUGCGAUCCCAGCGCUUUCAUGCCUUGCGCGAUGCCUUUCCUGACGUACGCCAUGGGACCGGAAGGUCAGGAGCUGGCCAAGCUCAAAGGAGGAGUGGAUGUUACGGAACAGCAGCUGAAAAGUCUGUGCAGACUCACCAAAGAAACCUUAACCUGUGCAAAAACCGCCCUCGGUCAGUGCGUGCCGCGUGAUGUUACCGAUUUUCACGAGUUCGCUGCCACGGUGGUACGACUGAUGGAUGUCUGUGACCGUCCGGAUCUUUACAGCAAAUUUAACACCUUGAUGCAGUGCGGCAAGACGCUCAACCAGACCGAUGGCUCCAAAGCACGCGCUUGCGGCAAUCGAUCGUUCCGCCUGGGUAUGGAGCAAGCUAAGGCAUCCGGACAGAGCGGAGAUAUGUUGGCUGGAUGGCGCAACGGGGAAAUCCUGAAGCAAAUGUGCUGUUCAAUCAAAUCUCACAAAACCUGCAGUGGAACGGAAGUUGCCGACAAAUGCGGACGUGAAGCCCAACAAAUUGCCGAUGAUAUCACCCUUGCCGUCGAGGAGGCCUUCAAAUGCAACGGCCCCCGUGGACAAAAUUGCCCGGCCCUGCCGCCGCCCACCGCGGAAGACGACAAGCAGAUUGACGUAUCCAGUAUGACCAACAUGCUCUCCAUGCCGGGUAUGGGCAUGGGCGGACCCGGUGGUUUCGGUCCCGGUGGGCCACCCAUGUAAUCGGCGCAUAUAACAUCCCGGCAAAUACUGUUCUAAUGGCGGCGCUUGGUAAUACUGUAGCGUACUAAAGAAAAUUGUAACACGUGAUGCAGUGCGCCUUUGUCGCUACAAUAGUACGUUUUCUUCGGAUCUGUCAAAAAUUUUAAUGGCAACAAACGAUAUAUCAGAAUUUUCUAUAUAAGAUCAUUGAUGUUCACAAUGUUUGCAGCACAAGAAUUGCUCAGCAGAUACCCGGUGAAGAAAUAAAAUUCUGCUCUACUAG
Molecule: messenger RNA, 1161 nt
Organism: Paramacrobiotus metropolitanus
Lineage: Eukaryota; Metazoa; Tardigrada; Eutardigrada; Parachela; Macrobiotidae
Exons: 3
Coding region: 108-899 (263 amino acids)
Source: RefSeq, a predicted model, not a curated record